Molecule: messenger RNA, 1610 nt
Organism: Carassius gibelio (silver crucian carp)
Lineage: Eukaryota; Metazoa; Chordata; Actinopteri; Cypriniformes; Cyprinidae
Exons: 7
Coding region: 69-1487 (472 amino acids)
Biological process (GO): DNA integration
Molecular function (GO): nucleic acid binding
Source: RefSeq, a predicted model, not a curated record
GCUACUUUGUCUUAACAAGUAUCAACGAAACAGUCACGAGAGGCCUUCAUAAAACAUCAUUUGACGAAAUGGACCGAGCGCAUUUGCUUUUGGAUUAUGUUUUGGAAAGACUCCGUUCACGCUUGGAAAAUGCUGUUGGACGCCUACCCCUUGACAUGGACUACCUGGAGUUCAUCUGCUCUCAAGAAUUAGUCUUUUUAAGUGCUGUGACCAAUUUAGUUACCAUCCCACCUGAUAUUUUCGAGGGCAUCACAGAACUGCUCAGACUAGUUCGACUAAACCUGUCAGACGGGGAGACGCGCACUUCGACUAUUCUGCAGGAGUCAGGGUCGAUGGGACGACCACGUCUUAUAAUCUCACCAGACUACAUCACCAAUCUCCUGCACAUGAACUUUUCUGUUCCAACCAUUGCUUGCAUGCUUGGAGUAAGUACACGCACAGUUUUCAGACGAAUGGCUGAAUGUAACCUCUCCAUUCGGGCGCGAUAUAGCACUCUCACGGACGAAGAGUUAGAUGAUUGUGUGACAGAUGUAAAGCAACACAUGCCUCAGUGUGGAUACAGAAUGAUGAGAGCAGCUUUAAAGGCGCGAGGACACCAAGUGCAGUUCGACCGGGUCAGGGCAGCAAUGCACAGAGUAGAUACAGUGGGAGUCAUGUCCCGAAUGGCACAGUUGGGCUGCGUGGUACGAAGGACCUAUUCAGUGUCAGGUCCUAGGUCAAUAAUGCACAUUGACACCAACCAUAAACUGAUUCGCUACAAUAUAGUCAUCUUCGGGGGUGUGGAUGGCUUUUCACGCAAGAUAAUGUACCUUGGAGCUUCAUCUAAUAACCUUGCUAAAACCACCUUGGAUUUUUUUCAAGAAGCAGUGGAGACAUUUGGCUUCCCUCUCAGGGUACGAGGAGAUCAGGGUGUCGAAAAUGUGGACGUGGCUCGCCUGAUGUUCACAGUUCGUGGGACAGAAAGAGGAAGCUUUAUUUCAGGAAAGAGCGUCCACAAUCAGCGUAUAGAGAGGUUGUGGAGAGAUGUCUGGUCAUCAGUGACAAAUGUCUACUACGAUGUUCUGCAUGCUUUGGAAGAAGGUGGCCACCUUAAUAUUUCUGACCUUACUCAUCUGUUCUGUUGCCACUAUGUAUUUCUCCCACGGCUUCAAGAUGAUCUCAACCUAUUCCGAAACACCUGGGACAAUCACCCAAUACGCACAGAGGGUAAUAUGUCUCCUAACCAGCUGUGGGUGAUGGGAAGUGUCCGUAAUGCUGUACCUGAGCCUGACAUAGAGGGAUUAAGCAUACCACAUAUAGACUGGGAGAGUAGUGGACUGAGUGUUGAUGCACAUUCCAGUAUUGUUGUGCCUCAAACCGAAUGUCCCCUGACUGAUGAGCAAAUAGAAGCACUCAGAGAAAAUGUUGACCCCAAAGGACCUUCACAGACUUUUGGCUGGGACAUCUAUCUAGCUGCACUUCAUUUUUGCCAAUCGAUUAUGGAAUAAAUGUGAUUGUCAUCUUUAGCUUUAAAGAGGCAGACUUCUAGCAGAAGCAAUUAAGAAAUAAUUAAUAUUUAUACUCAACAAUACGUUAAAGUAUCUGAAUAAAAAAAAACCUGUAUGUAAGAA